Molecule: messenger RNA, 1032 nt
Organism: Rana temporaria (common frog)
Lineage: Eukaryota; Metazoa; Chordata; Amphibia; Anura; Ranidae
Gene: CSRP2
Product: cysteine and glycine rich protein 2
Exons: 6
Coding region: 107-688 (193 amino acids)
Biological process (GO): muscle tissue development; sarcomere organization
Cellular component (GO): nucleus; cytoplasm; Z disc
Molecular function (GO): actinin binding; structural constituent of muscle
Source: RefSeq, a predicted model, not a curated record
CUCAGACUCCGCCCACCCAGGCAUUGUACGGAGUGAGCUGUGGCUGCGCUCGCACUCUUCACUGCUGACUGUUCGGACCGGCUGCUGCGCCUGUGUGUGCUACAACAUGCCUAACUGGGGAGGUGGAAACAAGUGCGGCGCAUGUGGAAGGACGGUUUACCAUGCUGAAGAGGUGCAGUGUGAUGGAAAGAGCUUUCAUAAGUGUUGCUUCCUUUGCAUGGUAUGCAGAAAAAACCUGGAUAGUACAACAGUGGCUAUUCAUGAUGAUGAGAUUUACUGCCGAUCCUGCUAUGGGAAAAAAUAUGGACCCAAAGGCUAUGGCUAUGGACAAGGCGCAGGCACCCUGAACAUGGACCGAGGAGAGAGACUGGGCAUUAAACCAGAAGAAACACAACACGCACGUCCAAGUACCAAUUCAAAUCCAUCAAAGUUUGCCCAGAAGUUUGGAGGGGCUGAAAAGUGUCCUAGAUGUGGAGAAUCGGUCUAUGCUGCUGAGAAAAUAAUGGGAGCCGGGAAGCCUUGGCAUAAGAAUUGCUUCAGAUGUGCUAAGUGUGGUAAGAGUCUGGAAUCCACCACUCAGACUGAAAAAGAUGGAGAAAUAUACUGCAAAGCUUGCUAUGCAAAGAAUUUUGGACCUAAAGGGUUUGGCUAUGGCCAAGGAGCCGGUGCCCUUGUACAUGCACAGUGAGGAGAAAACGGCAGAGAAGGGAUGAUUCUAGAACAUUUGACCGUGACCCCUUUGUUACUAAGCGGAAUGAUAGUCUAAGCUAAUACUAAUCACUGUGAAGUCCAUGUGAUGUCUACUUCAUAAAAUGGAGUAGGAUAACUGUGCUUUGUAUGUUUUACUGUAACAUAUUUCUGACUGGAGGAUUAUCUGACUUUUAUAGUUUGUAUUUUCUUUCUAAUAGAACAAAUCUGUGCUUAAUAAGAAUGUGUUUUCUAUUAAAUGGCUGUAUAUUAAAAAAUUAAGUGAGGUUGGAUUGUAUGUUAUGGAAUUGGCUAAGUACAAUAAAAAAACAGUUGAAAGUUAAA